CUCGCGCCCCGUAGUUCUGCCAAUGUCCGCCCGCCGACACCGGGCGUUUCACUUCCAUGGCACUUCGUCUGUCUCCUCAUUCUACUAUUUUAGGCACACCUGCUACGGUUUCGUGCGAACAAAACCACGUGGCUUGGGAACCCAACCCAACAACCAGAAACAACCAUUUUAAUCAACUCGUGGAUUCAAGAUUAAAUCUAUACCGUGGGGUUUUUCCCCAUCAAUUGCAACUGUGCAACACUGCUUGAGAGUACAGGACAAAUAGAAUAAAUAUACAUGGGGGGUUCUCGUGGCUCUUCAUGGCCGGCUCGCCAACCAGGCCGGCAUCAUCUCAGACCAGAGGCCAUCCGGACCCGGUCUGAG
Molecule: messenger RNA, 363 nt
Organism: Aspergillus heteromorphus CBS 117.55
Lineage: Eukaryota; Fungi; Ascomycota; Eurotiomycetes; Eurotiales; Aspergillaceae
Exons: 1
Coding region: 57-248 (63 amino acids)
Source: RefSeq, a predicted model, not a curated record